Molecule: messenger RNA, 2054 nt
Organism: Conger conger (European conger)
Lineage: Eukaryota; Metazoa; Chordata; Actinopteri; Anguilliformes; Congridae
Gene: bloc1s5
Product: biogenesis of lysosomal organelles complex-1, subunit 5, muted
Exons: 5
Coding region: 351-815 (154 amino acids)
Cellular component (GO): BLOC-1 complex; transport vesicle
Source: RefSeq, a predicted model, not a curated record
CGCGGUCAGAUGUCUACAUUGUGACUUGAAUUACCGAAACAGUAAAUAUCGUCCUAUGUUUAUUUAGUAAAGCUAGGAAGGAACGUGCCUACACUUACAUGACAUAAUCUUCGUAAUAUCAUACUGAACCAUUUUCUUGUAAAUCUGCGACGAUUAUAUGUUUAGUGAACAUUUCCUAGUAGCUAUACGAGCACAGUGCUUGCCACAACAACAAGCGAUAACUUGUGUUUUUAACGAUAUCUAGGCUUCUGCUAGUCAAAUUUAGCUAGCUGGCUAUUGCUUAGGAACGAAAGUAACUGAACUCGUGAAUCGAAUAAUUUACCCAUUUGCCAGGGAUUAAAUUCGUAUCGAUGGACAAGAUUGCAAAGGAUGUCGGUGAUAUUCAGUCCAGGCUGAUCGAUCACAGGCCAGUUAUACAGGGGGAGAUUCGCUUCUUUGUGAGAGAAUUCGAGGAGAAACGUGGAUUCAGAGAGAACCGUUUGUUGGAGAACCUGAACAAAAUGGUGAUGGAAACCAACGAGCAAGUAGUCCCUAAGUGUUCUGAGACCAUGCAUGAGCACCUAUGUGAGGCACUGACGCGAUUGGAAGCUGCAAAUCACAUGGCACAGAGGAUCCAGCAGAGGGAGCUAGAGGCACAGCAGAGCACCCGGCUGCAGACCUGCGCGGACCGGCGCAAGGCCGACUGGGAGGAGUUCAUGAAGGAGCAGGCCCGCCUUAAAGUGCAGGUGGACGAGGAGCACGCCAAGGCCGUGGGCCGCCUCAGCACCCAGUACAGCGAGAUGAAGAAGGACCUGGCCAAGUUCUCCACCUUCUGAGCCCUCCACGUCUGAACACGCUACGUCCGUCUGAGCGAGAGGGGGGUGUCGGGGCUUUCAGCGACUGUGUUCAGAAUUCAGGGCCUGUAGCCUAGCGGUUAAGGUACAAGACUGGGACCUGGAAGGUUGGUGGUUCAACCCACGGUGUAGCCACGAUAAGAUCCGCACAGCUGUUGGGUCCUUGAGUAAAGCCCUUAACCCCGCAUUGCUCCAGGGGUGAUUGUCCCCUGCUUAGUCUAAUCAAAUAAGUCACUUUGGAUAAAAGCUAAAUAACAAAUGAUGUGUAUGGAAUGUGUGCAGAGUUUGUGUCAUGGAAGUAUGUGGCUAGUUGGAUGAAUGAGCUUGUGUCUUGUUUUGACGGAAAUGCUUUUAGUGGAGCGUCGCGGAAGCCUUUAAUUGACUCCAAGCCUGGCCGAUCGCUCUAACAGAACGUCGACGGCCCCAUGUGAGCGUGAAUACCGCAGAGAGUUUGUUGUUUGUCUGGCUCUGAAUUGGAGCCGUCUAAUAAAGAACUAUUCAUUUCCGCUUUCCAUUGAAAAGAAACUGCUGUCUUCGUGCUAGAACGAUACAUAAUACCAGAGGUUUAGAAAAUGUCAAUGUUUAUAAAAAUAGAAGAAAGGAAACCAGGUUGCUUUUGGUUAAAGUUUUAACUUGCAGUCAUUUCUAGCUACUUUUUAUAAAACCGAUCUUGAAUAUAUUUGACUUCAGCGUUGACUGAGGUUAACUGGGAAUCUGGCGAGGAGAUGUGAUGUUGUAAGUCGGGAGUACUGCUAUAGAUCCACGUCAGGCAGAACACGCCGGCCUUCAGAAAGUAUUCAGAGCUUGAUUGUUUAACGGCACCGCAAAGAACGUCAGCAAAUACACACUUCUUGACCUCCACAGACCUCCAGCAUUCAGCACAAGCCGUCCAAACCGCUAAAAGCCGUUAUAAAUCAGGAGCUGCCUGUGGUUUGGGCAUGUACCUGGUAAGACGGGUAAAUAAAUGAGAUUGCCCUACCUGCGAAGGCUGUGGAUAGAUGGCAAACAAUGGCAGCCUGUUUUGAUGGAUGGCCGGGUAUCAUGUCACAUUCCUGGCACGUGAAAAACGUGAUUGACUUCAGCUGAGGUGACAACAUAAAUAUUUGAAAUGACUUUUAAAAACAUUGAGCCGAGGCCAGACUAUUUCUUUUGUCCUUCUUCAAGUGGGGGGGAAGCGGUCUCGUCAAUCAGCGUGAGAAAAUAAACAGACAAGCUGCUUCA